Molecule: messenger RNA, 545 nt
Organism: Ceratosolen solmsi marchali
Lineage: Eukaryota; Metazoa; Arthropoda; Insecta; Hymenoptera; Agaonidae
Source: RefSeq, a predicted model, not a curated record
GAAAGAAACGGCGGCGUUCCCCCCACCCGGGGCCCCGUGCGUAGAGGCGCGCCGCGUCGUCCGCGUAAUCGCGCGCAGUCCGAGCCCGCGGCAUCUCGGGGACGGAGGGAGGUCCAGGUCGAGCCGCGCCGGCAGGUGCGCAAUCCAGCCCAGGACACAACGCCUGCGCCAUGGUCCAGAUGCAGCAACAGCAGCAGCAGCAGCAGCAACAGCAAAAGCAGCAACAGCAACAACAGCAGCAUGGUGUCUCCUUCGAAGCAGAUGGUGGCAUCAGGAACCCAGCCUGCCAGGAUGAGGACUCGCCAAUGGAGAGCAGGGCGAGAACCAAUCAGGUACAGUCGCAACAACAACAGCAGCAGCAUCUACUGCCUUCCAAGAAGAUCGACGAGUCCUGCAAAAUUCACGAGAAGAGGCAGGAAUUGCAGGAAGCAAUGACCCUGUGCCGGACACGGGUGCCAUGGCUCUUCUCCGGCAACCUCUUCAUCGGCCUCCUAGCAAUAUACAAACUAGAUAGAGGAAGAGAAGAAACGGCUUGGGGAGAGUAA